Molecule: messenger RNA, 4289 nt
Organism: Mauremys mutica (yellowpond turtle)
Lineage: Eukaryota; Metazoa; Chordata; Testudines; Geoemydidae
Gene: NFKBID
Product: NFKB inhibitor delta
Exons: 12
Coding region: 49-1530 (493 amino acids)
Biological process (GO): regulation of gene expression
Cellular component (GO): nucleus
Molecular function (GO): protein binding
Source: RefSeq, a predicted model, not a curated record
GUGAGACCCCCCCAGAAGAGGAGCACAGGGAGCUCUGACUGCUGGGGGAUGGAACCCAGGAGUCCUGGGCUGAGUGCUUGGUCUCCCUUCCCCUCGCCAGGCGGCAGAGGAGACAGAAGCACGCUCCCACCCCAGACAGUGAAGAAGCUUCUGGAGCAGAAGAGACGGCAGCAGACGGCGCUGGGCUAUGCGGCCAGCUCUCAGAUACCAACAGAUGCCAUUGACCCUUCCCAGACAGAUGAGUGCCCGGAGCCCAUGGGGUUGGGAAGGGGAUCUGGAGGGGAAUCUGCCCCUGGCCCCCCCCUGGCUCCCUACCCACCCUGGCAAGUCGAUCCCUCAUGCCACGCGGCCUUCCCCGACUGCCACUAUCACUGCUCAGCAGUGGCCAGCAGCUACCAGCCCUCAGGACACACGUACGAUUCAACAGACUCCUACCCCCCUGUGGGAACCGGGGUGUUUGGAGCAGGGGAUCCCUACAGCACCAUGAUGGCAGCCACGGGGGACUUGGAGGUCCCUGUGUCAGCCCCCUCACUGGGCCUGUUCCCAACUCCGCAGGCAUCUGCUGCCCCUUGGAUGCAGCCUGCCCGGAGCACCCCCUAUGCUGAUCCCCUAGAGCUGGGUAGCUUUGGAGACCCGGUCGGGGUGCUGGAUCCUGGGGAGCUGGCUAGGGCCCGAGUCGAGAUCCAGAGCAUGGACCCGGCGCGGCUGCUGCAUCAGGAUGAAGAUGGGGACACGAUCCUACACCUGCUGGCUGCCCGGGGGCUGCGUCACUUUGCCCAGGCGGCUGCUGAGGCCUUCAAGGAGUGCGGGCGGCUGGAGAUCAAGGAGCACAAGGGCAAGACCCCGCUGCUGGUGGCUGCCACGGCCAACCAGGCCGAGCUGGUGCGGGACCUGCUGGCGCUGGGAGCCGAUGCCAAUGCCGCUGACCACAAGGGCCAGACUCUGCUGCACCUGGCAGCCACCUACGGGUUCCCCAAUGUCCUCAUGGCUGUGGUGGCAUCUGGGGUCCUUGUCAACGUGGAGGCCAGGAACUUUGAAGGGCAGACCCCUCUGCACUGCGCGGUGAUCUCCCACAACAAGGCCUCGCGGGCACUGGGCGUCGGGACCCUGACCCCAGAGCGGCUGCAGGAGAUGUUGGCCUGCAUUCAGACCCUGCUGCACAUGGGGGCAGAUUACACCAGCCAGGACAUAAAGAGCAGCAAGACAGUUCUGCACCUGGCUGUGCAGGAUGGGAACCUGCCGCUGGUUCAGUUCUUCCUGCAGCUGCCCGGGCCCCGGCAAUUCAUCAACAUGAAGGCCCACGGGAACACAGCUCUGCACAUGGCCGCAGCCCUGCCGAGCCCCCCCUGCCAGGAGAGCCUCGUGCGGCUGCUACUGAGCCGGGGAGCUGACCCCAGUGCCCGCAACCUGGAGAAUGAGCAGCCGGCCCAUCUGCUGCCCCCCGGGCCCGGGGGAGACCAGCUACGCCUCUUGUUGAAGAGCCGGCGCCCGCUCCCUGGCACUGCCCGCCGUCCCGCCCAGCCCCCCUAGAUCCAUGGCUGCCGAAGGAAGGGGGCAGUGGGGGACUCAUCUGGUGCCGCUCAGUGAAGUGGGGUGGGGGGAGUGGAUUUGGCAUUUCUUGGGAAAGUUGUCUGUAAUAUUUUCUGUAUUUAACUAACUUAUUGUAUGGGGGCCGCCCGGACACCUGGGUUUUCCAAGUCCCCUGCUCCCUUGUUGCUUGGACCCCCCUGGGUCCCACAGUAGCAGGUAGCAUGGCCACUCAGAUGCCUGGGUCUGCUGCUGCCUGCCAUGUGGGGCUGCACCGCUUGGGGGGCCGAGCUCUCUGCCUUCCCCCUCUUGGGGCUGGGUGUGUGACUGCCCCCUACUGGACUGAGCUGGUGAGACCUUGCCCAAACCCCCUCCCCCGGUGAGGCUGCAUGUGCUCAUGCCAAUGCAGCGGGUGGCAGCUGAGGGGAAGGCCAAGGGCAACCUCAUCUCUAAACCCCCUAGACCUCACUCCCCAGCCAGAGUUGGGGAUAGAACCCAGGCAUCCUGGCUGCAGCAGUCUCCUUCCCACCCACCUACCCCCAUGGGGAGGGAGGUUGGUUUGCCCCAUUAACCUUUCCUCUGCUGAGCAUUGACUCAGCCCAAAUCUCUGUCUGCCUGGGGGCAGCCCCACACCUCAUCUUGUCUUCCCCCCCCUGCCCCCAUAUUGCUGGGGCGGGGGGGGAGCAGAGGGUCCUGUGUUAAUUUCUAUGAAAUCAUGUCUUGGCUGGGAAUUGAACCCAGGUGUCCGGCCCCACCAAGGGGGGGAGGAGCUACCCCCCCUUCAGUCUUAUCAUUUCUGUGAAAUGAACUUUUAUGAACCACAGUGGUUCACGUAGAGGGGAGGAAGAGUGAGGCAGAGUGUGGGGUGGACCCGUGUGUCCGACUGGCGUUUGACCCACACCCUCCACAUAACACAGCGCUGUGUCCCCAAACAGCCUUGAGUGACUGACUGUGAUAAGGGCAAUGGCACAGCAGUGCCCUCUUUGGGCAGUAAGCAGAACUGCUGCCUGUUUCAUAGUCCCUCUACUACCAAGGGCCAUUGUCCUUGGGAGGCAGCAGGCCGGGGUCCAGCGCUGCUAUUGUUACCCCCCCUACACACACAUACAGAGGGGGGUCCCAAGUUUGUUCCCUUGUUGGAACAUGAGACGUUUCAUUCAGAAAUAAGGUUUAGUGCUUCUCGCCUUUUCAAACUUCCCGCACAGCAUCUGUGUUACUGGAAACCUGUAGGCCAGAUACCCUGGUUCAACUUAUAGCUGGGCCUAGUAGCCCUGCCCCAGCGGUGGCUGCAUCCCAGCACUGGGGAAACUGUUAUAUGUAGCUGUUCCCUGGCUGCCCCACCCCAGAGGUGGCUGUGUCUCAGUGCAUGUCCGCUGAGCUCUGACUAUACAAGGGGGGAGGGGCAGACUGUAAGCUCCUUCGGGGGCAGGACUGUAUUUUUGUUCUGUGUUUAAACAGCCCUUGGCACUGUGUGGGCCAGGCCUAUGACUAGAGCGCCUGCCAGCUGCCAUGAUGGAACUAAGACAACUGCUUGCCCAGACCCGAGGGGAAUCAAUCCACCCCCCCCCCAGCUAAACACCUUCCUUCCUUCUCCCCCCCCCACUCCCCAGUGACAGCCAGGGCUGUUCUGGCUCUAGCCAGCAUACUACUGGGGCUACUGUGCCAGGCUGGGUCAGAGAGGCCAGCCCUGCCUGCCGGGGGAGGGUGCCCCCACACUGCCCCCUGCAGCCAGGCUGGGGCAGAGAGGCCAGCCCUGCCUGUCGGGGGAGGGUGCCCCCUAUCCGAGACCCCUUUUCACCUGUCUGGGGAUAAACAGUAGAGCUGCUCCUCUUAACCCAGCAGCUUCCCUCCUCAUGGUGACUCCUGUUCCCAGUGCCCCUAGUAGCCCCCAGCUAGCCAGCAGCAACCACACAGGGGCAGAGAUUCUGGCCCCACUCCUGGGGGUAGGGAGCAAACUUCGGUCUGGGGGGUUACAUCUCCCACAAACCAGCCUGAGGGUGCACCGGGGCAGGUGCCUGUUGCUUUGUAAUAGGUGUUGGGGGGGGAGCAGAGUAGGGUGUUGGCACCAGGGGCUCCUGGCCCCCAAAGGGGCCUCCUAGACACCCCCAAAUAAUAAAUGGCUAUUGACAUCCUGCUACCUGGCUUGCAGUCACUGAGUGGGGCUGAGAGGACAGAUGGAUAAUUCCCCCCGCUGAGCCCCUCACCCUGUUCCCCAUUGUCCCCCAUACAACAGUGGCCAGGUCCAGGCACCGUGGGGUUCAGGAGGUUUAUUCUAUGGUCAGACUGACGCCUAGGCCCCCUCACACCAGCUCCCCCCUUAGCUCAAAGGGCAGCCCCUCAUCUGCCCCAGGGGGUGGGGUAUCUGCCACCUGGUCGUAGAUCCUCAGGGGUUCCUCAGAGCCAGCCAGGGACCAGCCCCUCCAUGGAUAGGUGCCCUGGGAAGAGAGAGAGCCUGUCACACCAACCCCUUGCUGAGCCAGGCAGAGAACCCAGGAGUCCUGACUCCUUGCUCUGACCACUACACACCACUCCCCUCCUUGAACCAGGGUCAGAACCCAGAAGUCCUGUUGAAGCUGGGCGGCCGGCCACUCACCACAUCAUCCUGGCAGGGUAGUGCCCCUGGGGAGAGUGGGGCAACAGCUUGCAGGUGUAGUGCCCCCAGUUCCUCAUAGACCCCAGGCUCCAUCAUGUCCUCGUAUUCAUGGGGGCCUGAGGGGCCGAGCCAGCGUGCAGGGAACCCAGAAUCCGGAAUGGCAAAGGGACCU